GUUGGCGUUCACCACGUGGUCACCCGGAAAAUAAUGCCAACGUGGUGAGAAGAAAGAGAAGCAGCCUGGCUCCUCGCUUUUACCUGAACUGCAUUAAAAAAAUAUAUGUCACGCAAACUUAACUGAUCGAAAUGACUGAAAGUCAAGGAGAAGUACCCCCGAAGACGGCGAAAGAGCUGCUGGCAUUGAAUCCUCAACAAGAGUGUGAGUUCAAGAAGAAAGUACAGGCCGUAAAGAAGAAGUCGAACACGGGGAAUUCUUUGACACCUGGGGUUCUUUAUGUCGGCCAUUUGCCACUUGGACUCUUUGAGCCACAGCUGAGAAAGUACUUUCAACAGUUUGGGACAGUUUUAAGGCUGCGACUGUCCAGGAGUAAAAAGACAGGUGGAAGCAAAGGUUACGCAUUUGUCGAGUUUGAUUGUGACGAGGUAGCCAAGAUCGUAGCAGAGACCAUGAACAAUUACCUGAUGGGAGAAAGACUCAUUAAAUGUCAUGUGAUUCCGCCAGAAAAAGUGCACGAGAAGCUUUUUGCUGACUGUCAGCAGGCCUUUAAGAGACCGUGGAAUCCCGCUGUAGCACGCUACAACAAGGCGCACACAAUUCAGGAGGCCUCCAAGAUAACAGGGAAGCUGCUGCGUAAAGAGAGGAAACUCCGCAAGAGGCUCGCAGGACACGCCAUUGAUUAUGACUUUCCGGGAUUUUCUGCCCAAGUGCCCCAGAAGAAGAAGUCAGAUUCCUUGAAUGCAUCGACAUGCUCCUUGAGUACCUCCACGUGUAGUGACGACACCACACCAAUGUGCACGCCGUCUUUCCUGGAGAGGAGGAAGUCCAUGGUCAGUGAUGACGAUGAGAUAGUCAUCAAGAUGCCUCCUGGAGAGCAAAAUGAGCUAUCCUCUGACGAAGAAGAGAACUGUGAGGAGCCAUCUGAAGGAGAAGAGACUGUCUGAGACUAAGUCUUAGUUUUAUUGUGCGCUUCAGAGACUUCUACUUGGAGGGUUUGUUGUGACAACCCCUCAAAAUUUAAAAAUGGGCCCUCUUAAAAAAAAAAAAACUAAUUGAAGAUUUUCAUAAUCAUGCAAAAACCUGGUAUGUAUGUGAAGAGCAUGCAUGAUGAGGAGUUCAUUGUGUGUUUACAUUUGAGCUGUAUCAUCAGGUGAAACUGAUCGGAGUGUAGUGGUCAGACUUGCUUUAUCAAUUCUCUUUAAUGUCAUAUUAUGUAGUCAAAUAAUAAUCUGAUAUUAAUUCAGGAAGUGACAUGAAUAAUCUUCAGGUGUCUUCAUAUGCACCAAUUAUGAUGAUAUUACCUCGUGGAGUUGAGUUAACGGCCAUCAAAUUUUACCAUACCAUCCACAUCCUAUGGUGUAGGCUAAAAUCCUAUAAACUAUAUAGUCAUCUAGUAUGUGUCUAGGUCGUGUUUUGUCCAAGUACGACUUGUUUUUUGCCUGAAAAUGGCCCACUUGUGAUAUUUUCUUCACUUGUUGUAUGCCAAUUUAGUGAGGAAAUUGUAUUACAAUUGAAUUGUAAUAUAUUACGCCUGAUUAAAGUAUCACAGUUGUUUU
Messenger RNA from Doryrhamphus excisus (bluestripe pipefish), 1559 nucleotides. It is a transcript of the gene nifk, whose product is annotated as nucleolar protein interacting with the FHA domain of MKI67. NCBI's taxonomy places the organism in Eukaryota, Metazoa, Chordata, Actinopteri, Syngnathiformes, Syngnathidae. The record is from RefSeq and is a predicted model, not a curated record. Gene Ontology annotation, molecular function: RNA binding.